AUGCAUUCUUCACCCCCAACGGCCACCGGGACGUUUCACUUCUCUACAUCUACUCACUCUUACCAAAUCCACUGGAGGUCUCUCGGCGAUUUCAACUCUCCUCCAUUGGUUUUUAUCCACGGCACCCCCUGGUCGUCUCGCGUCUGGAACUCCUAUGGCCUUUCCUUCGCCAAAUACUUCCAGGUCUAUCUCUUUGACAAUCCAGGUUUUGGCGCUAGUCCACUUGGCCAGCCCCUCCCCGACAAAAAAAAUGCCAUCACCGAUAAAAUCGCACUAGACGCGGAUCUAUCCCAGCAGUCCGAAGUUUUUGCCGCACUGUACAAACGCUGGCAAGCUAGUUGGGCCUCACACCAGCAAAAGGCGCAUGUUAUUGCGCACGACCACGGGGGAUUGAUGGCUCUAAGAGCGAACAUACUACAUGGGAGUGAAUAUAGCAGCUUGUGCCUGAUUGAUGUUGUUGCGUUGGGACCAUUCGGGCAGCCGUUAUUCAAGUUGAUUGCGGAGAACCAGAGCGUGUUUGAAGCAUUGACGGGGCCAGUGUUUGAAGGCGUUGUGGAGUCGUAUAUUCGUGACGCGGCGCAUCGGGAGCUGAAUAAGGAGACGAUGGAAAUGCUGAAGAGACCAUGGAUCGAGGAUGAGCAGGGAAGAAAAGGGUUUGUGCGGCAAAUGGUGCAGGCAAAUAGCCGGAGUACAAAAGAGGUAGAAGGCAGGUACCAUGAGGUCGGGGCAAAGAUGCCGGUGAGAAUUAUCUGGGGAAAGGAAGAUAAAUGGAUUCCUGUUGAGACGGCGGAAAGACUGAAAGACAAGUUGAAUGCUCAGGACAUUGUGUUGAUUGAGGAAGCGGGACAUCUGGUGAUGUAUGAUCAGGAGGGAAAAUUGGGGGUGGAGUUGGGCUGGUGGUUGAGUUCCGUGUCUCGUCACUGA
Aspergillus affinis is the source of this 924-nucleotide messenger RNA. Its product is annotated as alpha/beta fold hydrolase. Lineage: Eukaryota; Fungi; Ascomycota; Eurotiomycetes; Eurotiales; Aspergillaceae. The coding region runs from base 1 to 924 and encodes 307 amino acids. The transcript has a single exon. The record is from RefSeq and is a predicted model, not a curated record.